AUGACUUCAAAAAGACACAAAAUCGGUGUAAUAGUCGGAAGUCAAAGAGAGCCCCGCGCAGGACUUCAGAUUGCGACAUUCGUGCAAAAUACCCUUCAAGAACUUCAACACUCAGUUGAUCUUAACAUCAUUGAUCUCGCUGUCUGGAAUCUACCGCUAUAUAACGAGCCUGGAAUCCCAUCCCACAUCUCCUCGCCCAAGGAUUACAAACAUGAACAUACCCGACAAUGGUCAAGCGAAAUAGCUUCCUACCAAGCUUUCAUAUUCGUUACGCCUCAGUACAACUGGGGCUAUCCGGCUAGCCUCAAGAAUGCAAUCGAUUAUCUCUUCAAUGAGUGGAAAGGAAAGCCGGCAAUGACUGUAAGCUACGGUGGCCAUGGGGGUGGGAGGGCUGCUGAACAAUUGAAACAAGUCUGCCAAGGACUGCGGAUGCUACCUUUAGACAAAGCGGUUUGUUUGACGUUUCCUGACAAGGACUUUAUGGCCAAAGUCGGCCGUGGAGAAGAUUUGGGUGCGGCUGAGGUGUUUGAUGAGUAUAAACUCGAGAUUCAGCGGCGCUUCAACGAACUAUUGUCCAAUUUAUAA
This is a messenger RNA of Talaromyces amestolkiae, 585 nucleotides long. RefSeq lists its product as uncharacterized. The record is from RefSeq and is a predicted model, not a curated record. Gene Ontology annotation, molecular function: FMN binding; oxidoreductase activity. Gene Ontology annotation, cellular component: cytosol. The transcript has a single exon. The coding region runs from base 1 to 585 and encodes 194 amino acids. NCBI's taxonomy places the organism in Eukaryota, Fungi, Ascomycota, Eurotiomycetes, Eurotiales, Trichocomaceae.